Molecule: messenger RNA, 2247 nt
Organism: Rhipicephalus sanguineus (brown dog tick)
Lineage: Eukaryota; Metazoa; Arthropoda; Arachnida; Ixodida; Ixodidae
Product: beta-mannosidase-like
Exons: 15
Coding region: 1-2247 (748 amino acids)
Biological process (GO): carbohydrate metabolic process; glycoprotein catabolic process
Molecular function (GO): beta-mannosidase activity
Source: RefSeq, a predicted model, not a curated record
AUGAGGGGGUCCAAGAACCGUGAACUAUCCCUGGAUGGUCGCUGGAUGGUCACCAAUGCCAACCAAUCAAUCUCCGUGCCCGGUGACAUUCCUGGUGGAAUCUACACGAUUCUUCAUAGUAACAAUGUCAUCCGGCAUCCGUACAACGAUUUCAACGACGUGGACUAUGCUUGGGUGGCCAUGGACAACUGGACCUUCUACAGGACGUUUGACGUCUCAUCUGGCGCGCUUAAGUGCAAGAGGAUCAACCUAGUGGCGCAUGGGCUGGACACGGUCUGUGAGGUCAGAGUGAACGGCGCCCUUCUCAUCUCCUCCACCAACAUGUUCGUGAGACAUAUGGCCGACGCCAAGCACGUGCUAAAGGAGAAAGAAAACAAGAUAACGGUGCAGUGUGAGUCCGCAGUGAACUAUGCGUUGCGCCAGCACCAGCUUCAGGCUAGCUUCUACCCUGUGUAUCCACUGUGCCCGCCCUCGCACCACAAGGGCUACUGCCACGGCAACCACAUCAGGCGCGUCCAGAGUGGAUUCGGCUCGGAGGUGGGACCAGCCUUUCCGUCGCAGGGUAUCUGGAAACCGAUCAACCUCGAACCUUACAAUGAAGUGCUCAUCCGUGACAUGACAGUUGUCCCCACAGUGGAAGUGUUAGAGAACGGGACCGAGCAGUGGUCUCUCAGCGUCACCAUCUACGCCGAGAUGGCCUCCGACGAGGCGAGGAACGGUACGCUCCUCUUCACUCUGGACGGACACAAGUUGGGCGGCUACAACGACGUUCAUCUCGAAAUCACAGCGAACACCGAAAGAAAGCUUUCAUUUGACCUCAAUGUUCCUCUGUCUUUGAAUGUAAAGAGAUGGUGGCCUAACGGCUACGGAGAGCCCAGUCUCUACACUCUCGAAGCGGUUAUCGCCGUCAACGGCGAAACACACACGAAAACCGCCAGGUUCGGUUUCAGAACGGUGAGACUUGUGGAGGACCUUCUCGGUAAAAAGAAGAACGGAGCGGAGUUCUACAUCGAGGUGAACGGCGUGCCUAUCUUCGCCAAAGGCAGCACUUGGAUUCCCGCGGACAGCUUCCCAGAAAGGGUGACGCAGGAAUACCUCCAUAGUCUUCUGCAGUCGGCGAAGAUGGUGCACAUGAAUAUGCUUCGCGUGUGGGGAGGUGGUUACUACGAAUCCGACGAAUUCUACGACCUGGCGGACGAGAUGGGCAUCAUGGUGUGGCAGGAGAUGAUGUUCGCCACCAGCCUUUAUCCGGCGCACAACAAGUUCCUUGCUGACGUCAGCGUUGAAGUUCAGCAGCAGGUUCGUCGCUUGCAGCGGCAUCCAUCCAUUGUCCUGUGGGCCGGUAACUACGAGAUUGAGCAAGGAAUCGCUUUGAAGUGGUGGCCGGAGAUGCUUCUUCGCGAUAUGCGACACAGGCUCGACUACCGCCUACUCUUCGUCGACACUAUACAGAAGAUAGUGGAGCAAGAGGACGGCUCACGACCUUACAUCCUGUCCAGCCCAACAAACGGCAACGCUAGCUUCAACGAAGAAGCCAUUGCCACGAACCCAAACACCAGGCGCUACGGUGACGUUCAUCACUUCAACUAUCACGACGACGGCUGGGUCUACCAGAACUACCCCUUGGCUCGCUUCGUGUCGGCGUAUGGUUUCCCGUCGUACCCUUCGCGAGAGCUGAUGGAAAAGUUUGUUGACAGUAAUGAGAGUACAGAGGCGAUUUCGCCAGAGUCCAAAUUUUUGAAGCAUCGAGAUCACAGGACUGGAGGAUCGGAAGAGGCAUCACGUAACUUCCACAAACACUUCCGGUUCCAGAUGGAAAGUGGUGAAAAGGGCUACGAUAUGAUAUCCUACCUAACGCAGCUGCAACAGGCCGAGUCGGUGCGCAUAGCCACCGAGUACUUUCGCCGGAACAGGGCUCACAUGGAUGACAAAAACUACGGGCAUACUAUGGGCGCUAUGUACUGGCACCUGAACGACGUGUGGCCCGGUCCUAGCUGGUCUUCUAUUGAGUACGGUGGCCGUUGGAAGAUGCUGCACUACUUCGCGCGCAAUUUCUUCAGCCCAGUGCUGGUGUCAGGAUUCCUUGAGUGGAGGUAUCUGACGGCCACGCUCAAAGUCUGGAUCGUCAACGACCUGCGACGCAAUCUAGGUCCAGUCAAGCUCUCCAUCAAACAGUACGCUUGGACGCAGUUCGAACCAGUCAGGGAGAACAUUACCGUAAUCGACGACGUGGUAAGCAAUACAUGA